AUGGGCAACAAUCCUUCCAAAGGCCCCUCCGGCGAUGGACCGGACGGCCACUUCCACCAUGGGGCAGCGGAGCGCAAGGUAGCGCGUCGUACCUCUUUGAACGCGAUAAGACACCAGAAAGCGACCGCAGCCGAUCCGUCAGCGACAAGAGAGACUGCGGCAGGACACUCAGCAAAUUACCAAGGCUCCCCGUCGCAUCGUCGGCAUUCACGCAAUCCUCCCCAAUCGCCUAGCAGAAGCACGAGCAAGCCUUCGAGACAAGAUGGGAAACGACAAGAGGAUGCGCCAAGCAAGGGUGCGAUUCCUGCGGAUUAUUCGAAUCCGAUGCAGGUGCCCAGCGCACGCCAGGUUGCAGGUCGUGAUCCUGUGGCGCCAUCGGGCCCGCCGCCGAGCUCGUACUAUAGCGCAUCACAACACUUGCAACGACCGCCGCGCAUGCCUUUGCCCAUCGGAGAUGCGACGACCACGCCUGGUUCUCCGAUCAGUGGGCCCGAGGAUUCGCAUAUCCAAUCCAUGCCGGCUGAUCAGCUACUGAAGGAGCAGAUGGAGCAGGGAGUGUCCAAUCUGAGCAGCGCAACGUUGGAUGGGGAAGAGAUUGUCGAUGAGCUUCAGACAUACGCUUCCAGUGGCGUGGGAAAAGCCGUACCGGCCUACAUUGAGUGGUCGGGUCCCGGACAGAAAGUUUAUGUGACAGGUACCUUUGUGAAUUGGGAGAAGAAGUUCAAGCUACACAGAGGGGAGGGCGAAGGUGCCACCAUGUCGACGACACUCAAUCUCCGACCUGGUACACAUCACCUGAAGUUCAUUGUCGACGGAGAGAUGCGAGCUUCCGACACCCUGCCUACCGCUGUCGAUUUCACAAAUCAUCUCGUCAAUUACAUUGAGAUCAGCGCCGACGACAGAUUCGAUAGUAUUACGCCAGGAAUCCAAGCGUCCCAGACCGUCUCAGACAAUGUAAAGGAUGGGAAUAAUGACGAAUCGACUGAUGAGCCGCAAAACAAGGAGAUCGAGGAGGAGGUUCCGCCCGGAAACUUUGGUAGAGCCAUCCCUCAAUUCCUCGCCGAUCUCGAUAAGGACGAGGAAAGUACUGCCUACAUUCAGGCGGCGAAUGUUAUCAGCGAUACUCCCACACCGCCAAGCCUGCCAUUGUUUUUGGGCAAGUCCAUCCUCAACAGCAAUACGCCCACCAAAGAUGACAGCAGUGUGCUCAACUAUCCCAACCACACUGUGUUGAAUCAUUUGGCAACAAGCAGCAUCAAGAACGGAGUGUUAGCAACGAGCGUGACGACUCGAUACAAGCGCAAGUAUGUCACAUCAAUUCUCUAUAAACCGACGGGAGAUAUCACAGGUUAA
Molecule: messenger RNA, 1353 nt
Organism: Penicillium diatomitis
Lineage: Eukaryota; Fungi; Ascomycota; Eurotiomycetes; Eurotiales; Aspergillaceae
Product: putative Snf1 kinase complex beta-subunit Gal83
Exons: 3
Coding region: 1-1353 (450 amino acids)
Biological process (GO): signal transduction
Cellular component (GO): cytoplasm; nucleus; nucleotide-activated protein kinase complex
Molecular function (GO): protein kinase binding
Source: RefSeq, a predicted model, not a curated record